AUGGUUGGUGUUAGCAAGCAUGCGCUUAUUCCACCAGCAGGUUUGCUAUACUUAACGAUCAAAAUCGGGAAUAAGAAACGAAAGCGGAUUCGCACUGCGGAUCUCACUGCUACACCCGCGGUGCCUUUGGCCCGCGGGGCUAACACGCAUCUCCGCUGUUUUGCAAACCCAAGCAUUGCGGGAUUUAAUUGCUUAGACGCAUUAGCGCGGAAAGGAAUUAGACCGGAAUCACGAGACGGUGUUUCAGCGGAGAAACGAAGCGUUCAUUGCGCAAAAUGCAGUCCAAACGAAAAGCAAGGACCAGGGCAACGCCGCGCGAUUACAACAAGAGAAACGAACGUAGAGAAAGUGAAAUGGUGCUGA
This is a messenger RNA of Melampsora larici-populina 98AG31, 363 nucleotides long. RefSeq lists its product as uncharacterized. NCBI's taxonomy places the organism in Eukaryota, Fungi, Basidiomycota, Pucciniomycetes, Pucciniales, Melampsoraceae. The transcript has a single exon. The record is from RefSeq and is a predicted model, not a curated record. The coding region runs from base 1 to 363 and encodes 120 amino acids.